Molecule: messenger RNA, 3267 nt
Organism: Porites evermanni
Lineage: Eukaryota; Metazoa; Cnidaria; Anthozoa; Scleractinia; Poritidae
Source: the annotation of a GenBank genome assembly
AUGCAGGUCGUGGAUUUUAAAAUUCACGUUACUGAAUCGGGAGAAGAGUACAACGAAACGAUUGAAGUGGACACACAGAAGCAAACAGAGGUGUUUAAAGUUCCUGCUCACCCCGGCGUGGAUCGCAGUGAUGUCAUGCAUGACUUUAAACAGGUAAUUAUAUUAAAGCUCCACAACAUUGUCGGAUGUUACAUGUUGCGUCCAUUUACACACCCUGUUGCAUGUUGUUGCGUGUGGUUGGGAGCCUUGUUGCACCAAGUUUGUAACCGGUGAAACUUUUAGCGGAGCUCUAGCGUGCGCAACGGAGAACCAUAAGUAAGAAAAUCUGCUUACCUAUGCAUCCAAGAAAUUUUGAUUCUGACAAAAUCGUCCCUACGAACUAGUAUGCAGGUACGUCCAUCCCUUUCAUAUAAGCUGGGGUGAAGUUUCGCAUUUCAAGCACCCCGUGCUUUUCGACGGUAAAUCGCAUGCCCACCCAGACUUUUAGGGGUGAAAAAACAAUAACAAAGCCGAGUCUUUCUUUCAACUAAAUUUUAUUGUCUACAUUAACGUGGAUAACAGAGAAAGAGCUAGAGCGAGAAAUAAAAAAACAACGGAGACCAAUUUCGUUGGUAGAAAAGCAUGAAAAUUUUAUAGCGACAGUGAGAAAAUGAGCAAUGCUGGUGGCCACUAAAGUAAAAAUGAGCGGCAGUGAAAAAUGAAAAAAAAGUGAACAGGAACACGUUGUAGUCGUGGAAAACAAAGGCAAGGAAAUGUACAAAAAAGUGUGCAGCACGUGCAAAAAUGUUGUUGUUGUUUUUUUUUUGCCAUUAGACCUAUUGCUUUGGCAUUACACGAUUUCAUAUUUUGUUUAAGUAAACUAUAAAUAUGAAAGAGAGCUUCGCUUUUAGCCCUGGCUAAAUCUAUAUAUUAGCUACAUGCAAACGGACGCAACAACUGCCAACAACGAUGGCCCAAAUGCGCCACUUCUAAAUUUCCCAUAAUGUACCUUAAUUGCCCCCCCCCCCCCCCCCCCCCNAUCGCUAUGAUCGUUGCGAUCGCUGAACUUUUUUUUCUCAGCGAUCGCAGCGAUCGUAGCCAUCAUAUGGAAACCUGGCUUAAAGUGCAUUAAGGGAAAUGUGGACGUUGCGUAUGGGUCUUUAAAAAAGACGAGAGCGGAACGUGAGCGGGGGAUGAUAGGAAGAAAAAUAACACUUUUUUGUCUCCUUCUUUGGCCAAACAAGCGGUCGUGAGCGUCUAGCUUUCAUUUCCUCCUCUGAUGGCGCAUAGAAACGGUAAUGAAAAAAGAUAUUAAUUAUAUUUGAUCAAUUGUUAUUUUUUAUCUUUUUUUUUUUCAAACUUUUUUCUGAAUCUUACUUGCAGAAAUUAACCAUGAUGAGAAUUCCUGACAAAGGGAUUUGUUAUCUGAUGCCUUUGCCAAAAGAGUUGUCUACUCCAGAUAAACUCAUUGGAGAUCUUGAGAAAGCCUCCCAGGUGACGAAAUCAUUUUGUUGCAUGUCUGCUCUCUGUUCUUCUCACUGUUUUAUUAACUGGAAGAAGGCGUCAGCUGAUGAAUAUGGGUAUUAGACACUAUUUCUUAGCUGACUUACAUAUUACAACAUACGCGACUCAAGCUGUUUUUAACAAAAUAUGUUAAAAAAACAUGACAGGAUGAGCAAAAGAAUACUCAGAAAUAGGUUUUCAGUAAAAUAUCAAAGAUCAAAUGAAACACUAGGUAAGAUUGAAGAGGAUUUCUAGAUGUAUCCUACGCGCGCCUAUCUUUGAUUUUGGGUUGAGGUAAACGCUCUUCAAAAUUGCAAACGAGUGUCCAGGUCAGCGCGGUCCCAGCAAAGCUGACCGUGUCCCUUGAGAUUGACCUUGUUUAGUUAUCUUUAACCCCUACACACAAAUACUCCACACUGAUCUCUAUAUCUAGUAUUCCUUUAAAGAAUUAGCUGAGAGCCUGAAUUUGUUUCAAGUUCAAAGCAUUUUCCUUUACGUGAUUAUUUUCUUAAUUCGCAUAACAUAAUCCCUUGAACAUGUAUUGAUAUUAUUGUAUUAUUAUUGCCAUAUUAUUAUAACUUUACUGACUACAUGUAUACAUGUAGCCGGAUAUUAAUAGCCCACGUUCGAUAUAUUAAAAUUCUAACAUGACUCCGAGGCUUUCUGGUCAUUCUUCUAUAUUUGGUUUGGUUUUCUUUGUACUCAAAUCUCUUCUGGGAAUUGCGAGACACUGGAGUCGUAAAAAAUUGCAAUUUUGACCCUAAACCCCCAGAGUCAUGUUAAAAAUUUUAAUAUAUCGAACGCGGGCAAUUUAAGGAUCAUUCAAUCCACCAGGGAGUUAUCAACAAGGGCACGCGUAUUGACAGCACAUGGAUGGUGAAUGAGGAACUCACUGAGCGUUCAUUUCUCAGCGACGACCUACAGCAAUUUUGCACUGACUUUCCAAUAUACUUAUUGAAAAAGUCACAAGACUCUUUAGCAGUCAUCGGCAUCCAAGCGGGUAAGAAGAACCUAAAGCUCUAGUCCUAGAGACGUGCAUGCGCGCGCAUGCCGUUGUCGUACCAGUCUUUCGCGCUUCUCACCUCACGAGAAAUUGGUAAUAAUCUAUGCGAAUACAGUGAUUUCUUCUUUGGGCCUGUUUACAUGGAGGUGGGGGACCCCAGGUAGGUGAGGCAACCCGCCUGUCCAAAUAAUCAUUUUAAUUUGAGCACGUUUACAUGAAAGGUGGGGAGACCAUAUGAUAGUUUAUAUGAACAGACAGGUGCCUUGGGCUCCCCCACCUAAGCGGGUUACCUCACCUAUCUGAGGUCCCCCACCUCCAUGUAAACAGGCCCUUAAGGGAACUAUGUCACGGCUGUCUACAAUAGUUUCUUUUUGUUCAUGUUGCCAGUUAAUUAAACUUCCUUAUGCGCUAUGGAAAUUAAUGUUAACGAAGAAAUUUCUUGUAAAUGACAAAAUCACAGCUUCUUUUCCAUCAAAUAUAUAUCCCAAGCAUUGUAUUAAAUCUUAUAAACAACAAAAAUCAACUUUGAAGAACUAUUAGGCUAACAAGUUUUCAAAAACCCACAAUUUCACUCCUUUUCAAUCUUCUUCGAGUUUGUCCAUCCACGUCCACUUCUAUAUUUGCUGUGUUAUUCAUACUUUCUUCUAAUGCAUUGAACUAUUAUUUUUAUGUUUCACUCAAUGUAGCGGCAGUUCCUACUGUCAGAAUUUUGAUCAAUUUCGUGACACAGUACCAAAAAAAGGUUUUUUUCUUUCGCAGAAAUUCCAAACCGACUGCGGAGA